CAUCUGCAGUCCUGAUUGAGAAAAAGAUUAUUUACCAGCUUUCUAAAGGAUUACUGUGCAUGUAAUGGGUGUUUAUAAGAAAUGGAAAAUAAUUUCAUGCCAAUUUUAUGGCAAGUUACAAUGGAUUUAAGCCUUAGUUAGAGAAGAAACGACUUAAUUACGAGCUGGUAUGCACUUAUCAUAGGGAAGUGAAGCUGAAACAGAAACUCUUCAGCAGAAAAAGGGAGGUGUGAUCAGUUGGAGUGAGGAAUGGAGAAGAUGUGAAGGAUGAGGUGGUGGGUUUGUCUGUGUGCUCUGUGGGGCUGGUCCAGCGCCACUGUUAUCGUCCCGCUGGUCACAGAUGGCAGGGGGAGCCUCAGUCACAUGGUGCAGGACAACCAGACACUGUUCAUUGGAGCCACUAACUACAUCUACCAGCUUGGUCCAGACCUGGAGAGACAAGCGGUGGUUACCACUGGUCCUCAGAACGAUUCACAAAAGUGUGGAGUUCGAUUAAGUGGUUGUUCUUUCUUAUGGUCACUGUUGUCGACGGAUAACCACAACAAGAUCCUGCUGCUACAGUCAGACAAGCUUGUGGUUUGCGGAAGUGUUUUCCAAGGGAAAUGUGAGAUCAGGAAUGCUAUGAACAUCAGUGAAGUUUUGUUUACCGGUGACAAGGCCGUGGCUUCCAAUGAAGUGAAUGUGAAUACAAUCGCAUUCGUCACACAAGUUAUGAACAGCAUCACACGCAACAUGGAAGCUAUGAUUUAUGUAGCAACAGAGUUCACAAGGUUCGACAGUUCUAAAAGUAACUUCGAAUUUAAUCUCAGGAGAUCACAUCCCCUUGUCAGUACUAAACUUUUAGAAGACUUUUCAGUUCGAGGGAGUGUUGAAUUUGAAACUGACAAUAAGUACAUGAAGCCAGGCCUGAUAUUAUAUGUGACUGGAUUUGCUUCAGGGAAUUACAGCUACAUACUCUUUAAUGAAAAAAAUGCAGUUGAUCAACCCCACAGGUCUAAAAUUGUGCAUAUGUGUAGAAAGGAUGAUUCUUUAAAGACUUUCCUGGAAAUGCCAUUAACGUGCAAAAACAAUAACAAGACAUUCAAUAUUCUAAAGACUGGAAAAGUUUUCCAACCGGGGCAGGGUUUGUUGAAGUCACUGCAGGAACAGUUUCCAGGCCUGACCUCGGGUGACGAUGUCUUGAUGGGUCUCUUUAGUCAUAGUGAGGACAACAGCUCUGCUCUCUGUAUCUUCAGUAUGCCAGAGGUGAGAAAAACCAUGCUUUCCAAUGUAAAGAAGUGUUUGAAUGGAUCAACAGAGUUUUCAGCUAACGAAAAGUACAAGGAUGGAUUGGGAUGUACAAAAAUCAAUGUUGAAUUAAGUGACAGUGAGUUGCUGUGCUCUAACACCUUGAAUCUGAUCAUUGCGGGGGGCAUCCCUUUGGCCUCUGUCCCCGUCAUCCAGUUUCCAGCGACAGAUGACCUGCACGACUUUGUAUCCUUGGCCGUGACUGUCACUACGGAAUUCACAGUGGCAUUCAUAGGGAGUUCUACAGGACAUAUCAGGAAGGUAACUCUGCAAACAGCCACAGCAGCAGAACUGUAUGACUCAGCCAUCGCAGUGGACCAGGGUCACGCCAUCAGCCAGGAUAUGUUGUUUGACAGUUCCCAAAUGUUCCUGUAUGCCAUGAGUGACAGAAAGGUUGCUAAGAUACCGGUACAGAACUGUCAACAGUACACCACAUGUAAUACUUGUCUGGGAAGCAAGGACCCAUACUGUGGCUGGUGUACUCUGAACCACAGGUGUACAUUGAAAAGUGAGUGCUCUAAUCCAACAGCCAGUCGUUGGCAGAAUGUAGACAACAACAACUGUAUAUCAAUCCUCAAUGUCUCGCCACCAAUGGCCCACGUCUCACAGAACAUCACGCUCUAUUUAACAGUCCAUGGUCUGCCAAGGAAUUUCAAUACUUCAUACAACUGCGUGUUUGACUUCCGUAGCAAAAAUCGCAAAACCGUUCCUGCCCAGCUCAGAAGUUACGGGAUUGAGUGUAGAAAUCCCAGUGUUGACGAUCUUUCACUAAACUUCACUAACACGCUGGGACAUAUCAACAUUACCCUGGGUAUACAGUCAGUGGAGACUGGAAGUGUUAUUGUGUCCAAGCCGUAUUUACUCUACAAAUGCAGCAGCUUCUCUAGUUGUUCAGGGUGUGUGGACAACGUGUACUGGUGUGAUUGGUGCAUCACCAAUAACAAGUGUCAGUACAACACGGAUGACUGCCCCGGGGACCGUGUCAGCAGUCGAAACGGUACUUAUGAACAAAAUGACACCGAGUAUAUUAGUAAUGAAGGCAAAAGAGGGAAGCAGUUUUGCCCCAUGGUGGACGUCCGUCAAACUGGUCUCAUAUUUAUACCAAAGGGUCAGAGAAAAACCAUUAUCAUUCAGGGGAGGAAUUUUCCAGAGCCAGAUAUCUACAGUGGAAGAAUAUUCUUACCAUCAGCUCCCUUAAACAUUCCAGGGACAAGAAUAUCAGACACCGAGUUGCAGUUCCAAACAGAGCAGAUUAAUGAAGACCUACCCAAUGGUCUGUACAAUGCCAACAUGAAUGUGCUGUGGAAGCCUGAAAAAUUCAACAUUGAAAAUGAUGGACUUACUUUGACUAUAUACAGCUGUUUGGGACAGGCCGGGGGAGAUUGUAGUAUUUGUAAAAAUUUGGAACUGACCCAGCCAGCCAUGAACUGUAAAUGGUGUGGAGGCAAGUGUGAUUACCACCAGGGGGACAGUUGUGCAGAAACCACGUGUCCAGGCCCCAAUGUCACAAAUCUAAAACCGAAAAGUGGACAUUACUUGGGAGGGACUGUUGUUACCAUCACAGGAACCAACCUUGGUGUUAAAUUUACAGAUAUUGAAAACAAAGUCACAGUAGCGGGCAUUGCUUGUAAUGCAACAGCAAAAAAGGAGGAGUAUAGGCCUUCCAAAAGAAUCCAGUGUGUUGCGGGAGGCAGAAGUGGACAGGGAAGUGGGCCUAUCAAAAUAGCAGGAGUCACCCUCCAGAAGUGGAUUUAUUCCUACAAGAUUCCUGAAGUCAGCAGUAUUUCUCCAAAUUUUGCGGCGGAGUCUGGUGGUAGAACCAUAUACCUGAGGGGAAAUAACCUUAACAUUGGGAAUGGCGUCCAGGUGACCAUUGACAACAACACGUGCCUCGUUACCAGUAACCAAGAUUCAGUUAUAUCCUGUGUUGUCCCUGGUGGUGCAGGUGUUGUCAAGGUCAAAGUUCAUAUCGAUGGUAACGUCGUGGAAACAGAGGGCGGUAAUUUUUCCUACGUGGAGGACCCUACUGUGUUGAAUAUUGAUCCUCUGAAGGCCUUUGAAAGCGGCGGAAGAAAGCUGACUGUCGUUGGAAAUAAUGUUGAUGCUAUAGACAGGGCCUACAUGUUUGCUGUUUUCAGCGAUGGAUCUCGUUCCAAAAAUGAGAACUGCACAAUCCAAAACAGCACUAUCAUGCAUUGUCCUUCUCCUGCCCUCAAGACACAAACAACAGCCAUUGACACAGAAGGUGAAGAAACCAUUCGAACCAAGAGGGCGGCCCUAAGACAGAGAGCACAAACGGCGCCAUUCUUCUUGAAACGAAGAAGGAGACAAGCAGUCUCCUAUUCUGCCCAGUUGGGUUUCUAUAUGGACAAUGUGGCUUCAGUCCAGAAUCUCAGUGGAAUUCCAGGUCUUGCAGUCACCCUGUUUUAUUCAAGAGACCCAGUUAUUUAUGAUUUUGAGGAGAGCAAUAAAAUAAAGAUAUACAAUCCAGGCAUCGUUUUGGACAUCAAGGGAAGUCGAUUGGAUGAAGCAGCCAAUAAGGAUGAUGUUAAGGUGUUUGUUGGUGUGGACCAAUGUAAUGUAACCAGUGUGAGCUCAGAAAAUAUAUACUGCACACCGCCCACUAAUCAGCCCCAUUUGCGGGAUGACGGAAAACAACGAACAGAUGGAAUUCCACGAGUGUUUGUUAUGUAUGGUAACCUGGAGAAAGUGGUGGGGUUUCUGAGGUAUAAAGAAUCGGAAGAACCCAACCUAAUGGCGUACAUCGUGCCCGCUGUACUGGGCUUCGCGGGGGUAAUCAUCAUCAUUGUGGUGGUGGUGUGCCUGAAAUACCGCAAGCAACAGAAAAAUGCUGAACCUGAAUACAAGGCCAUACAGGUUCAGCUGGACAAUCUAGAGAGCACUGUCAGAAACGAAUGUAAACAAGCCUUUGCCGAGUUACAGACAGAUAUGACAGACCUCACGACGGAUUUGGAGGGCAGUAAGAAGCCGUACCAUGACUAUGACGAGUAUACGUUCAGAGUUCUCUUCCCUGGGAUGAUGGACCACAUCAUACUGCAGCCUGCACAGCAGAGAAACGGGAAUACAGAUAGACACCCUGAUGUAGCCAUUUCUCACUUCCGUCAGCUGCUGAACAACAAGCAGUUCCUUCUGAUGUUUAUUAGAACGCUGGAGAAACAGAAGACAUUCAGCAUAAGAGACAGAGCCAAUGUUGCAUCCUUGUUACUGAUCCUCUUCCAGAAUAACAUGGAGUACAUUACACAAAUUUUGAAAGCAUUACUUAAUGACCUGAUAGAAAAAAGCAUAGAGACCAAACGAACAAAGAUUAUGUUGAGAAGGACGGAGUCGGUGGUGGAGAAGCUGCUGGCUAACUGGCUGUCGCUGUGUAUGUACUGGUAUCUCCGGGAGGAGGCGGGAUCCUCUCUUUACACACUCUAUCAGUCCAUAAAAGUACAGGUGGACAAGGGGCCGGUGGACUGCAUCACCGGCGAGGCCAGGUACUCGCUGUCACAGGACCGACUCCUCCGCACAGAGAAACAGCUGGAGUACAGCAUUCUUACAUUAUUGGUGGAAUUCAAGGACAAGCCCGUGACUAAAUGUCGAGUACUAGACUGUGAUACUAUAACCCAAGCCAAAGAGAAAAUGAUUGACACGUUGUGUCGGAAUAUUCCAUACACACAAAGGCCCAGUGCUGCUGAUCUGGAUCUAGAGUGGACCAAAUCUGGAAAAAUUUUGUGUGAUGAAGAUAGUGCUACACCCAAAAUAGACGGCUGGAAGCAAUUCAAUACCCUGAAGUAUUACCAUGUGGAGGACGGGGCGGAAAUGACACUCCUGGAACACCAAAACUGUCGCACUCUGCCACGAUCACCCAACGUGAACAGAGAAGCCCAGCCUAAUACCCGCACAGAGAGUGAAAUCGGCUGCAAGUACUGGCAUCUGGUCAAGCAGGCCGACUUGAAUACCGGCAUCAAAAUUAGCUCAGAGGUCUUUCUGACUCGCCUUCUAUCCACCAAGGGUACUCUGAAGAAGUACAUCGAUGACUUUUUCACAAUAAUCCUGACAGCCAAUGAGAGCAUUCCGCCAGUCAUCAAGUUUCUGUUUGACUUCCUAGACGAGGCUGCAGAAAGAAACUUUGUGGAACCUGAAGUUGUUUACAACUGGAAGUGCAACAGCAUCCUGUUGCACUUUUGGGUGAACAUCAUUAAGAACCCCGAGUUUGUGUACGACAUCAACAAGACCAACAUUGUGGAUUCUUGUCUCUCUGUUGUUGCUCAAGCCUUCAUGGACAGUUGCUCAACCUCUGACCAAAACCUAGGAAAGGACUCUCCAUCCAACAAGCUUUUAUUUGCCAAAGACAUCCCCCAGUACAAAUGUUUGGUGGAAAAGUACUUUCAGGACAUCAAAACCAUGCCAGCCGUCAGCGACCAGGACCUCAGUGCCUAUCUCAAUGAAGUCUCCCGGAUGGCUACAGAUCGCUUCACCAAAGAAAACGCUAUUCGUGAACUCUACAAUUACGUGCACGAGAACAGCAAUGCCAUCAAUGAAAGUUUGGAGGAGGAUCAGACUUCUUCAGCCCAGCAACUUCCUGACAAACUGGGUCAUGUGAUCACAUCAAUGGAGGGACCCUCAUGUUCAGAUCCAGCCUAUUUGUGACCUUGACCUCUAACCCCAGGGUCAACCAGGCAUUUCAUCCCCAUCAUGUAGACUUGUACUUAGUCGUGUCGGCGUGCAAUAUUUAAUUAUUGUAUAAUCAACAUCUUCCAUAUUAGAUAUGUCAAGGUAGAAAAAUGAGUUCGUCGUUUCAUGUCCUGAUCUAUUUUUAAACAAUUGCUCAUAAUGUGUUCAAGACUGAUUGUUGAUAUUUUUUUAUGUAUUUUUAGGUUACCUGAGUCACACAAGUGCCCUAUUGCUAUUGGUCCAUGUCUGUUGUCGUGUGUCGCCCAAUAUCAAUCAAACAUUUUUAACUUGUUCUUGAUAUCUAACCUCCUACCACUUCUUUUCAAAUUUGAUAUGAAGCAUCUCUGGGACAAGGGGGACAAAAAUUGUAACUUUCAGGAUUCCUCCACCCCUUGGGGCCAUAGGGGCAGGGCAAAAAUUGGCCAGUUUUGAAAAAUAAAAUUCUCUACCACCACACAUCUGCGGAGAAGAAAAUGAAUGUCUUUAUUAUUUUAAGGAAAUUUUCUUUACUUUUGCUGAUACUAUAUCAAAACUAAAUGCAUAAUUAGGAAAAGUACCAAAAUUUGUGAAUUUUUCAACCCUAGGGCAUGUCCAAAAUUGUCUUUUAGUGUUGAUAUACAUAUUUUGUCAAGUUUAUCAUCAGUUUGGGCACUUUCGUUUCGGGGACAUAUGUGUUUUACGAAGACAUCUUUGUUAUACUGCUACUAAGUAUUAGAAUUUAGCAUGGAUAUGCAGAACAGGAAACUUAUGAUAGAUUUGGAGCUAGUACGUGGUACUUUGAACUAAUACUCAGGUGACCGAGAAGGCCUAUGGGCCUAUUGUUAGUCUCUGUAUUAAAUACUGUAGGUCAAUCUUUUGAUUGAUAAUAAUUUUUAUGAUAAACUAAUGGCAGUACUAGUCAAGGAAUAUGUGCUAGAUGUUCACACUCUUAUCAUUUAUAAAAGCUGUAUUGUGUUCUGGAUGAUGAUAUUUAAAUAUUUUAUACAAGCCGUACACUUUCUUGACCCUGUACAUACGUGUUUAACUCCCCUUAUCCCACCAUCCACAGUACUGUAAACCACCUUUUAUUCGCUGCUACUUUAUUUCGUGAUUCACCUGUGGUAAACUGGUUCACAGCGAGUAAAUUUUCGCAAUCGAGCCCAUGACAGACAUUCAAAGACUGGUUCGCAACGAGAAAUAUUUGCGACGAUGAGGUCCUCGCUAAUCUCGUGAAAUUUUCUAGCACACGAAUAAAAGUUGGUUUACAGUAAUACCUGUAGUAUUCCAAAUUAAUCCCACCUUCCAAAACAGAACUUGUAGUAUUUGAUACAUUUAAUUUUUAUUUCAUCAACAAUGCAGGAAUACCAUCUAUGCAAAGAUUUACCACUGCAUAUACGAAAGCUUAAUGAUGAAGGCCAGGCUUUUGAAACAAAUAUUGAUAGAUUAUAUAUUGUAUAAUAAUGUGCAUAUAAAAUGUAAUUCUGUGAGUUUGUAGAAUGAUGUACAUAAAAGAGUGUUUCAUCAGGUUAUUUGCUUUAAGUCUUUCAUUUUUAUGGGGAAAAAUUUCCUUGCCAAAAUUUGAGCGAGCGUAUGCAGUGGGCAGUGAUGUACAACUAUAUCUUGAGAGUUAAAUUACAAACUGUAUGUGUUGUCAACUGAUAGAGAAAAACAAAGUAGCUAAUGUUUAACAUUCACAGUGCAGCGGAAUUGAAGUGUGAGUUUUGUGUACAAGUUUUCUUUGUUAUUUUUUCGUUUCUUUUAAUAUGGGAUAGUAUUGCAUAUUGUUAUAUUACAUUUAGUAUGUCAUGUUUAUCUUAGUGCAUUAUUCAUUCUCAUAGAUAUUUAUAUGUUUUUAUUUUAUACAAAUCAAGUGCAAUAUGGAAGUUUUAUAAUAGUAAUGAUGGCUAUGCAUUGUAAGCUGUUUGAGUGGGAGUGAAUGAUUGUGUGAAAGAGUAUUUUUUUAAUCUGAAUCGGUCACUGGACAUUGCAUAAUGUAAAACAUUUUCUGUAGUCCACUGGAGAUACUCUGUUAUAAUGUGAAGUAUUCGUAUACAGAUGAAUAUUGAAUCUACUUUUUUGUUAUACUCAUUGUUUAUAAAACAAACCAUUUGACGUAUGUCAUCAGUCACCUUGAUUAAGGUGCAAAGAGGUCAUGUUUACCUGGUACAUAGAACAAAUUAUACAAGAUAUUUUAUUUAAUAAAAUAAUGAUACAAUUUCGAAA
Ostrea edulis (European flat oyster) is the source of this 8166-nucleotide messenger RNA. RefSeq names its product plexin-B-like. The transcript has 35 exons. NCBI's taxonomy places the organism in Eukaryota, Metazoa, Mollusca, Bivalvia, Ostreida, Ostreidae. Gene Ontology annotation, molecular function: semaphorin receptor activity; protein binding. Gene Ontology annotation, cellular component: semaphorin receptor complex. Gene Ontology annotation, biological process: semaphorin-plexin signaling pathway involved in axon guidance; regulation of cell migration; negative regulation of cell adhesion. The record is from RefSeq and is a predicted model, not a curated record. Bases 268 to 5940 code for a protein of 1890 amino acids.